Molecule: messenger RNA, 930 nt
Organism: Bipolaris sorokiniana ND90Pr
Lineage: Eukaryota; Fungi; Ascomycota; Dothideomycetes; Pleosporales; Pleosporaceae
Exons: 1
Coding region: 1-930 (309 amino acids)
Source: RefSeq, a predicted model, not a curated record
AUGACAUCCGUCAUUAUCUUCGGCCCGACUGGCCAAGUAGGAUCUGCUGCCGCACGAACAGCCGAGGACCUUGGAGCCAAAGUCUGGCUAGCAAUGCGAGAUACAUCGAAAAGCAUUCCUGGUCUCACUACAGAAUCAGAAGCCGCUGGCGACUUCCACCGGAUCCAAGCCGACCUGAGAAACCCACGGACCGUCAGCCAGGCCAUCAGGACCUCUGCAGCCAAGCGCGCAUUUAUCUACUUGAUCCAUCAUGAAUAUGAACACCUCCACGACGCCAUCAUUGCAAUGAAGAAUGAAGGCGUCGAUUUCAUCGUUUUCCUAAGCAGUUUCACAAUCUACACCAAUCAAGCGUUACGCGCUAUCUCUCCAUUCGACCUCCUCCCCUUCGUUCACGCCCAAGUCGAAGCAAGCCUAGAAGAACUCCUCGGCCCGGAGAAUUACGUCGCUGUUCGCCCCGGAUGCUUCGCCACGAACCUACUAUCAGCAAAAGAUGGCAUAGCGACCAAUAAUGUCAAAUUGUAUGGCGCCGAGUUCGAACAGGACAACAUUGUCCCUAGUGACAUCGGUAGCGUCAUAGGCAAUAUUAUUGUUUCUGGUUCGAAAGGCCGGAAGAUUGUGUAUCUUUAUGGCCCCGAGGUACUCUCUCUACGGAAUAGCAUUAGGAAGAUCGGCAGCGUUCUCCAGAAAGAUCUGAAAAUAACGACUCUGAGUCCCGAGGAAGGAUAUCAGAAGUACGCUAAGUGCGGCAUGCCUCCGUCUUUUGCAGAGUACAUGGCUAAGACGCUGGGUACCAAAGGUCCGGAUAAGGGUAAUGGUGAGCGGUUUCCUCACUACGAGGAGGGUGUGAGGAAUGUGGCACUUUAUACGGGCCGGCCGCCGAUGAGGCUUGAGGAGUGGGUGAGGCAGAACAAGGCAGUAUUUGGGCCAUGA